Zygotorulaspora mrakii is the source of this 1254-nucleotide messenger RNA. RefSeq names its product Msi1p (gene MSI1). Gene Ontology annotation, biological process: regulation of gene expression. Gene Ontology annotation, cellular component: cytoplasm; Rpd3L-Expanded complex; Rpd3L complex. NCBI's taxonomy places the organism in Eukaryota, Fungi, Ascomycota, Saccharomycetes, Saccharomycetales, Saccharomycetaceae. The transcript has a single exon. The record is from RefSeq and is a predicted model, not a curated record. Bases 1 to 1254 code for a protein of 417 amino acids. Gene Ontology annotation, molecular function: histone binding.
AUGACUGAUGCAGCUCCUGAAUUAGUUGAUAUAGACAACAGCAUUCCUGAGGUUUCACAAGAGAGAUACAUACAUUGGAAAAAGAAUACAAAAUUACUGUACGACUAUUUAAAUACCAAUGCAACUAAAUGGCCAUCAUUAACUUGCCAGUUCUUUCCCGAUCUCGAUACAAGCACUGAUUCUCAUAGGAUCCUACUUUCAUCAUUUACAUCAUCACAGCUUCCUGAGGAUGAAGCCAUCUAUAUUUCCAAGAUUUCCACCCUCGAUCAUAUCAAGUGGUCAUCCUUAAAUAAUUUUGAUAUGGAUGAGAUGGAGUUUAAACCUGACAACUCAACCAAGUUUCCAUCUAAAAAUCUCUACAAUGAUCUUACAGUGAGGUUCCCAGGCGGGGAUUGUAACAGAGCAAGAUAUCUCCCGCAGAAUCCCGAUGUCAUUCUUGCUGCUUCAUCUGAUGGUUCAAUUUACGUAUUCAAUAGAACGAAGCAUGGAACUACAGCAAGCCAAUCUCUAAACAGCACACGCUAUGCCAUGAAAUUGUCAAGUGCAAACAAAUCCCAAGAUAUUGUACAAGUAGAUGAAACCAAUGAAACGGUUUCGAUUUCCUGCAAUGGCCAAAAGGAAGGUCUGCUAGCUUCAUGUUAUUCGCAGGGACAGCUAAAAGUGUGGGACAUAUCUGCAUAUUCGCAUGCAGACCCAAUUAUUAACCAACCUGUCAUUUCACUAAAUGAUGCAGAUCCUAAAGGUUUGAACGACGUUUCGUGGAUGCCACUACACGACUCGUUGAUUGCAGCUUGCGGGGAGAGUAAUUAUGUGGCUUUACAUGAUACAAGAUCAUCGGAGCUGAUAUCCCAGUCAGACAGCAAUUUGCACCAGGGUGGCAUAAACGCAUGUAAGUUCAAUCCACAUAAUUCACUGUUGCUGGCCUCGGGUGACGCAGAAGGGACCGUUAAUUUGUGGGAUUUGAGAAAACUAGAUAAAGCUCCCAUAAAAUCAUUACAACAUGGUUCAGCAGUUUCGACAUUGGAAUGGAGCCCAAAUCUAGAGCCAAUAAUAGCCACUGCGGGCCAAAAUGAUGGGCUUGUGAAAAUAUGGGAUGCUUCAACAGAUAGAGUCAUUUUCACCCAUGGCGGUCAUAUGUUGGGUGUCAACGACAUCGCUUGGAACGCGCAUGAUCCAUGGCUUCUCUGCAGCGUAGCCAACGAUAACUCAGUCCACGUCUGGCGACCAGCUAGACAUCUAGUGGAGCUGCAAUAG